Molecule: messenger RNA, 705 nt
Organism: Penicillium coprophilum
Lineage: Eukaryota; Fungi; Ascomycota; Eurotiomycetes; Eurotiales; Aspergillaceae
Gene: tim21
Product: protein tim21
Exons: 4
Coding region: 1-705 (234 amino acids)
Biological process (GO): protein import into mitochondrial matrix
Cellular component (GO): TIM23 mitochondrial import inner membrane translocase complex
Source: RefSeq, a predicted model, not a curated record
AUGAGUUCUAUCCAAAUACGCGCUCUUCCCCGACUAUCGCCGGCAUCUCUUGUUCUCCGACCCUCUCCCCGCAUACAGACACAGAUCACUCGGCUUUACGCCACGCAAAACAACAUAGGUAGCGGGCCUCACAUUCUUUCACCCAAAAAGAAAGCCGUCACAGUCUUUUCCGACGAUGGGAGAGUGAAGUGGGGCGAUUUGAGUCGAGGAGAGAAGCUUGCGCGGACGACACAACAAUCCUUCAACUUCGUUAUCGUGUUGGUUGGAGCAGUGCUGACGGGUGGAGUCUGCGUACUUUUCUAUCAAGAGGUUUUGUCACCAAACAGCAAGACAUGGCAAUUUGAAACAGCGGUAGCGCGUAUUAAAGAUGACCCCGAAUGCAUAAAAUUACUCGGUGAUCGAAGAGAGAUCAAGGCAUAUGGCGAGCAAACGUCGAGCCGGUGGGCGCGGAACAAGCCUAUUGCAUCAUCAACUGAAAAGGAUCGAUUGGGUCGCGAGCACCUUCGCAUGCAUUUCCAUGUCGAGGGUCCUCUCAACUCCGGUGUAGUCAUCGUGCACAUGAUGAAGCCAUUGGAUAAGAGCAAUUUCGAGUACCAGCUCCUCGCGUUGGAUGUGAAAGGACACUCUCGCAUCAUUCUCGAGAAGGCCUCAGAGAAGCCCAACGUGACUAGCGCCUUGAAGCUCUUCGGUAUCCAGUGGCGCUGA